AUGGUCAGCACGAAGCGCAGACGCGAUGACGAUGAUACAGACGAAGGAACCCCACGAAAGCUUCGCGCUCGAAUUACCGAGGAACCUCCCGACGAGUACGAGCCCUUCGAGGCGCAAACGCCAUCAAGAAAGGGCAGGGCCCAACAGCUGGCGGAGAACGGGACACCAAGGUCCAUUUUGAAGAAGACUGGCUUGGCCAACGGUAUCCAUAUCAACGGCACACCAAAAUCCGCUCGAAAACUAGUCUUUGAGACGCCCACCAAACCGACCAAAGAUGAGACGCCCGACGGCACCCCAACCAUCGUUCGCAAUGCGGAUCGAAGCGCGCGAAGGAAGAGCAACAGACGAAUACUAGAGCGCGCGUUGAAUGGUGCAGAGAGCGAAGAUGAAGCAUUAGAAGAGGGCGACAUACUAGCGGAGCAGAUCCUGGCCGAAGAGGAAGAGGAAGAGGAAGAUGAGGUGGUAGAGCAGGCACAACAAGCCGCUGCGCAAGAGCCUAUACCAGUGCCAGAAACACCCACAAAGCGCGGACGAGGUCGACCGAAAGGCUCCGGAAAAGUCAAAAAGCCACGUUCCCCUACUCCUCCGACCGAGCUCCCACCGCACGAGGAGUACUUCUGGCAGAAUCGCCCAGGCGGAACGAAAACGUCAAACAAUACGCUAUCUGCACAAAGCCUGCUCAAUCACGACGAGUACUUCCAGGCCAUGCAAUCAUAUCGAGAUCGCCAUGAGCCUGAAAUGCAGUUUUUAUUGGAGCUACAUAGUCGUGCAUAUGAUCAGUGGAUAUUCGAGCUCGACGAAGGCUUCAACAUCUGCCUCUACGGCUACGGCUCGAAGCGCACUAUAACCGAAGACCUCACGGCGCGUCUCUACCAUCAUUUGCUAGAGCAGGUCCCAUACACAGCGACGAAGAAGACACCCAGAAUAGUGGUCAUCAACGGCUAUAGUGCUGGUACCACCAUAAAGGACAUACUCACGACUAUAGCGUCGGCUGCUGUACCAACCAAUGUCAAGAUGCCCAACCAGCCAACCGCACUACUCGACUUUCUUCUCGAAUACCUAUCGAACAACCCGUCCUCGCAUCCAGUUCCCGUCGUCAUAAACUCUAUCGACUCACCGUACCUUCGCAAAUCUCCGAAUCCCACAAUGCUUGCGCGAUUGGCAUCGCAUCCGUGCAUCAAUCUUAUCUGUACUGCGGAUACACCCAACUUUCCCCUGUUAUGGGAUGUCGGCCUAAAGACACAGUACAAGUUCUUGUUCCAUGACACGACCACAUUCGCACCCUACGACGCUGAAAUAGACGCUGUGGAGACUGUGAACGACCUACUUGGCCGCAGCGGCCGACGCAUGGGCGGCAGAGAUGGAGUAGGCUUCGUUUUGCGCUCCUUGCCAGAAAAUGCACGAGAACUCUUCCGCAUCCUCGUCAUGGAGCAGCUAACUCUCUCCUUUGUGGAUGGCGGUGGACUUGGCGAAGACGAGGAUAUCCCAGCGACACCGCGGUCCAAGAAAGUCCCGCAAACGAAGCACGUUGUCUCGGAAUCUAGCCAGGGCGUUGAGUACCGCGUUCUGUAUCACAAAGCUGUCGAGGCGUUCGUCUGCUCGAGUGAAGUCGGUUUCAGAACGCUGCUCAAAGAAUUUCACGAUCAUCAGAUGAUUGAGAGUCGGAAGGAUGCGAUGGGUACUGAAAGGCUGUGGGUGCCUUUCAGGCAGGAAGAGUUGGAAGGGCUGGCAGAGGAUCUGGCCGGAGAUGCAUUUUGA
Cucurbitaria berberidis CBS 394.84 is the source of this 1758-nucleotide messenger RNA. Its product is annotated as ORC2-domain-containing protein. Gene Ontology annotation, molecular function: DNA replication origin binding. The record is from RefSeq and is a predicted model, not a curated record. The transcript has a single exon. Bases 1 to 1758 code for a protein of 585 amino acids. Lineage: Eukaryota; Fungi; Ascomycota; Dothideomycetes; Pleosporales; Cucurbitariaceae. Gene Ontology annotation, cellular component: nucleus; nuclear origin of replication recognition complex. Gene Ontology annotation, biological process: DNA replication.